UCUCUCUCUAUCUAUAAAUUACAUGCCAUGCUAAUGGAGCUCUUCAACACAUUUGGUAGUCGUUUGGCUUUGGCAAAAGAUGGGUGUCAACUCUAACAGAGUAGAAGAUUUCUCUAGCCAGGAAACCACUCUCAGAAUCACCACUGAGUCAAUAGUGCCAGGCAUGGAAAUACACAAUGUUUGCUUACCGCCCAAAAAGACCACACUCCAAAAACUCAAGCAAAGGCUUGGAGAGAUCUUUUUCCCUGAUGAUCCUCUCUACAGAUUCAAGAACCAAACAUGGUGCAAGAAACUGCUUCUGGGUCUUCAAUUUUUGUUCCCCAUAUUUCAAUGGGGACCUGAGUAUAGUUUAAGACUCUUGAGGUCUGAUAUCAUCUCUGGUCUAACCAUUGCUAGCCUUGCAAUCCCACAGGGAAUCAGCUAUGCAAAACUUGCAAAUUUGCCACCCAUAGUGGGUCUAUAUUCAAGCUUUGUGCCCCCUUUGAUAUACUCUAUCCUUGGGAGUUCUAGACACCUUGGUGUUGGUCCAGUCUCUAUAGCAUCAUUAGUCAUGGGAUCCAUGCUAAGUGAAACAGUUUCUCCUCAUGAUGAGCCAAUUCUUUAUCUGAAAUUGGCUUUUACUGCAACCUUCUUCGCUGGUUUAUUUCAGGCUUCUCUAGGAUUUCUAAGGUUAGGCUUUGUUAUUGACUUUCUCUCAAAGGCAACUCUUGUCGGAUUUAUGGCUGGUGCAGCUGUGAUAGUAUCACUGCAACAGUUAAAGGGAUUGCUUGGAAUUGUUCACUUCACCACCAAGAUGCAAUUUAUUCCUGUAAUUUCCUCUGUUUUCAACCACAGAGAUGAGUGGUCCUGGCAAACAAUUGUUGUGGGCGUCAGCUUCCUGGUGUUUCUAUUGACAUCAAGGCAUAUUAGCAUGAAGAGACCGAAGCUAUUUUGGGUGUCAGCAGCAGCACCAUUAACGUCAGUGAUUCUCUCAACAAUUUUGGUGCUCUGCUUCAAAUUGAAGACUCACAAAAUCUCAAUUAUUGGCUACUUGCCAAAGGGUUUGAAUCCACCUUCAGCUAACAUGCUGUCUUUUAGUGGCCCUGAUCUGGCACUUGCUAUCAAAACCGGCAUUGUAACUGGAAUUCUAUCUCUCACUGAAGGAAUAGCUGUGGGAAGGACAUUUGCAGCUUUGAAAAAUUACCAGGUGGAUGGUAACAAAGAAAUGAUGGCUAUUGGUCUCAUGAACAUGGCGGGCUCUUGUUCUUUAUGCUAUGUAACUACAGGAUCAUUUUCUCGAUCCGCAGUAAACUACAAUGCGGGAGCACAGACAGCAGUUUCAAACAUCAUAAUGGCUACAGCUGUGCUAGUGACUCUGUUGUUUCUCAUGCCACUGUUUUAUUACACUCCCAAUGUUAUCUUGGGAGCCAUCAUCGUAACAGCUGUGAUUGGUCUAAUAGAUUACCAGGCUGCGUAUCGUCUGUGGAAAGUAGACAAACUUGACUUCUUGGCUUGUAUGUGCUCCUUCUUUGGCGUUCUUUUCAUUUCAGUGCCUUCGGGUCUUGGAAUAGCAGUUGGAGUUUCAGUCUUCAAGAUUCUCCUGCAUGUCACCCGGCCAAACACCUUAAUUAUGGGGAACAUAAGAGGAACAAAUGUAUAUCAAUGCCUCGGCAGAUACAAGGAAACUUCAAGGGUUCCUUCAUUUCUCAUACUUGCUAUUGAGUCACCCAUCUACUUUGCAAAUUCCACUUACCUCCAAGAAAGGAUAUUAAGGUGGAUUCGUGAGGAAGAAGAUUGGAUAAAAGCAAAUAAUGAGGGCACAUUAAAAUGCGUAAUCCUGGACAUGACCGCGGUGACGGCCAUAGACACAAGCGGCAUUGACUUGGUAUGUGAACUCAGGAAGAUGCUGGAGAAAAGAUCCUUUAAGCUUGUGUUGGCAAAUCCCGUCGGAAGCGUGAUGGAAAAGUUACAUCAGUCUAAAACACUCGACUCAUUUGGAUUGAAUGGUAUAUACCUUACAGUCGGAGAAGCCGUGGCUGAUAUUUCAGCGUUGUGGAAAUCUCAGCCGGAUUUUCUAGAGGACAACAAUGAGACAAGGGAAAGAAAUGGAGAUAUGACUAGCAUUCAGGCUUCUAUAUUUAAGGAAAAGCCCUACCAAGGAAAGGGCUUCUCCUCUGUUACGUUUUUCCUUUUCCCUUUGAAGGGAGUGUAUGGCCAUGAAAAUUUUGCUUCAUUUCAGUUAAAAUAGACGUGACCGUUAGAAAGAGAACUUGUUUUUCAUUAAAAUUUGAAUAAAUCUCCUCUCUGUUUCCCUUUUC
Molecule: messenger RNA, 2297 nt
Organism: Populus trichocarpa (black cottonwood)
Lineage: Eukaryota; Viridiplantae; Streptophyta; Magnoliopsida; Malpighiales; Salicaceae
Product: probable sulfate transporter 3.4
Biological process (GO): transmembrane transport
Cellular component (GO): membrane
Molecular function (GO): secondary active sulfate transmembrane transporter activity
Source: RefSeq, a predicted model, not a curated record